This is a messenger RNA of Dermacentor andersoni, 1699 nucleotides long. Its product is annotated as DNA-binding protein RFX6-like. The record is from RefSeq and is a predicted model, not a curated record. Lineage: Eukaryota; Metazoa; Arthropoda; Arachnida; Ixodida; Ixodidae. Gene Ontology annotation, molecular function: DNA-binding transcription factor activity, RNA polymerase II-specific; RNA polymerase II cis-regulatory region sequence-specific DNA binding. Gene Ontology annotation, biological process: regulation of transcription by RNA polymerase II.
AGGUGUCCGUGGACGUAUCCGACGCUGACGGCCGCCACCAGCGCGCACCAACAGACAAGCCACUCGAGUUGGCGGCGCACCAUCGUCUAGCUUCUCCUCUGUAAGGACAAUCAGCCCCUGCAAACGUCUUCGAGCAUCGAUGACAAGCCAACGCCGCCGCCUUUCGCGUAAUAAUUGAAGCCACGUCCGUUAAUGUUUUCGAUGUGAACAAUGAACGUUGUCAAAGUGCACGCAAUGAAGCAGAAGUCAUCGAGGAAGCGUAAAGUCGUGGAAAGCGACCACCGGAAUAAGGACACGUUGGAAUGGGUGUCGGCCAACUACAUUGCGUCCCCGGGUGUGUGCCUUCCGCGAUGCACCUUGUACCAGCAUUACCUGGACCACUGCCGCCGGAGCGCGAAACCGCCGAUGGGAGCAGCGGCAUUCGGGAAGCUCAUACGACAAAAGUUCCCGGCCGUUACGACCAGGAGGCUCGGAACAAGGGGACAGUCGCGGUAUCACUAUUACGGUAUAGGCCUAAAGCCGACAUCCUUCUACUAUGAUCAAGUGUACUGCGGCAAAGACAUUACAAGGUUUUCAGGCCAGAAGGUCAAGGGCAUUGAGGGCGAUCAGCUCAAACAAGCAGAGCCUUACACAAGCCACAAGAAAUGGACGUUUAUUCCGGACAUUCGAGACUUGACUGCAACGGACUGUGUCGAUUCAAUAAAGGCGGAGGGCUUUCUGUCAAUGUACCGGGCACACUGUUGCAGCCUUCUUGAUGCCAUUCUGAUAGCUGACUUCAAAGCAGUUCAAGAUAUGGUACUUCACUUCUGGAGCAGCCUUCAGGAAGCGUUCUUGCCAUUGCUCCACAGCAGCACUGUGUGUGACCUUAUCUCUGUAUGGGACGACUAUCUCUACGUGGCGAUGCAAGAGAUUCUGACUCCCAGAGAGAUCCAGGAACUACCGCAAAGUUUUCAACAGGAACUCAACCUUUUCAUAAGCCAGCUGCCCGACUGGCUCCGCAAUGUUAUUCCAGCUUCGUUAUUACGGCAAACAAAGAUUCAAGUGCUUCAGGAAUGGACCAAGGUUUUCAGGCGAGAGAUGUCGUUCACAAAGCUGGCGCAGUCAUGCCGAAGCGUUCUAUCGAACGCCUGCUACACCCAGCGCAUGUUGGAAGAUUUGAGCAAGCUUGUCAUGGAUGAAACCGUCGAAGAAGCCUUCGCCUGUCUUCAAAACGGCAGAACGGCGUCAGCUCUAGGAGUUGCUGAGCUGCUCUCGCUCUUGAAGAAGCACGCCUCGGUUGAAGACUUGACGGAAUGGAUGGACAUGGCUCUCGACAAUACCGUUACGGAAGCAAGACAUAGCAGCACCACGCAUAGUCGUAGCAUUGUAUACAGAGAUUUCAUGCUUUCCUGGAUGCUGCUUUUCUCAGCCAUCAUGAGGCACUUGACCCUGUCCCGGGCUCAGAGCUUCGGUCAUGUUCACAUGUUACGCGUCAUGAUAGAGGAGUACAUGCUACUCGCGUUCGAGACGUCCGUUAGCAAAGAAGCCAGACUCCAAAGGCAAGAGAAGCUGCUAACAUGCACCAAAGAUCCAGAUGCUGUGCGCACGAGAAUGGCAACUUCGUACGCAGCUGUGAUUUUUCAGCGUGCAUGCUGAAUUCGUAUCCAGCAAGUUCCUUUCAGCAGUGUUGCUGGUAUAAAUAAAGGCAUUUGCAUAUUUA